Molecule: messenger RNA, 2253 nt
Organism: Syngnathus acus (greater pipefish)
Lineage: Eukaryota; Metazoa; Chordata; Actinopteri; Syngnathiformes; Syngnathidae
Gene: cyth1a
Product: cytohesin 1a
Exons: 13
Coding region: 245-1435 (396 amino acids)
Biological process (GO): regulation of ARF protein signal transduction
Molecular function (GO): guanyl-nucleotide exchange factor activity
Source: RefSeq, a predicted model, not a curated record
UCGUUUGACAACACGUACACUAAUCGUUAGUUUGUGUUUUUGUCAGUUCUAAGUUCAAAGUGGCGAGGUACGGGCUCCGUAAAGUGCAUACGAGCGAGGGGGAAAGCGGAGAAGGAUUUGAAAUAAAGAGAGAGAACCGAACAAGAAGGUUUCCGGCUUGCUGCGGGCGGUUCGGUGACAGCCUCGCUCCCGCCUCCCUCCCACGGGCACUGAGACUUCUUCACGCCGCCAGAGAAGCACCAGGAUGGAGGGAGACACUCCAGUGCCGGACGAUCUUACUCCGGAGGAGCAGCAGGAGCUGGAGAACAUCCGCCGGCGCAAGCUGGAGCUGCUGGAGGACAUUCAGCGGCUAAAGGAUGAGAUAGCAGAGGUCACCAACGAGAUUGAGAACCUGGGUUCCACCGAGGAGAGGAAAAUCAUGCAGAGGAACAAACAGGUGGCCAUGGGCCGUAAGAAAUUCAACAUGGACCCUAAAAAGGGAAUUCAGUUCCUCAUUGAGAACGACCUCCUGAAGAACACGAGCGAUGACAUCGCUCAGUUCCUCUGCAAGGGGGAAGGUUUGAACAAAACUGCCAUUGGGGAUUACCUCGGGGAAAGAGAUGAUUUCAACAUCCAGGUCCUUCACGCUUUUGUUGAACUUCAUGAAUUCACAGACCUCAACCUGGUUCAGGCCCUGCGACAGUUCCUGUGGAGCUUUCGGUUACCGGGAGAAGCCCAGAAGAUCGACCGCAUGAUGGAGGCCUUCGCUCAGCGCUACUGCCAAUGCAACCCAGGCGUUUUCCAAUCCACAGACACCUGCUACAUCCUGUCCUUCGCCAUCAUCAUGCUCAACACUAGCCUCCACAACCCCAACGUGAAGGACAAGCCCACCGUCGAGCGCUUCAUCUCCAUGAACCGGGGCAUCAACGAAGGCGGAGACCUACCCGAAGACCUGCUCAGGAAUCUCUACGAGAGCAUCAAGAAUGAGCCUUUUAAAAUCCCAGAGGACGACGGCAACGACCUCACACACACCUUCUUCAACCCGGACCGAGAAGGCUGGCUGCUUAAACUGGGAGGAGGCCGAGUUAAGACCUGGAAGCGACGAUGGUUCAUCUUAACCGACAACUGCCUCUACUACUUUGAAUACACGACGGACAAAGAGCCACGAGGGAUCAUCCCAUUGGAGAACCUCAGCAUCAGGGAAGUGGAGGACAAGAAGCCUAACUGCUUUGAGCUUUUCAUUCCCGACAACAAGGACCAAGUGAUCAAGGCGUGCAAGACGGAGGCCGACGGUCGCGUGGUGGAGGGCAACCAUACCUUCUACCGCAUCUCCGCCCCCACCACCGAGGAGAAGGACGAAUGGAUGAACAGCAUCAAGGCCGCCAUCAGCAGGGACCCCUUUUACGAGAUGUUGGCCGCCAGAAAGAAGAAGGUGUCGUCCAUGAAGAGACACUGAGGAGCCCCGCCCCACGCUCACCAUGUUGCACUUGACGGAGCAGAUGGGGGUUCUCCUUGCUUUUUUUGGACUCAGCCGGUCAGGAAAGCAGGAAGUGCGCCGGAUGCUCAGGAUGGAGUCAAGCCAAGUCGCCCAUCGCUUCCUGAAAAACAAAACACUCUGUAAAGCAGCCCCCCCCCCAACACGCACUCCACCCGGCACAUCGAACUCAGCAGGUCUGAACGCGCGGCAACAAAAUAGUCCUCAUAAGAAAAGAACUUUUCCAAAAGGCUUUAAACAUGUUUGGAUAUGACUUUUUACAGCUUUACUCCCUUUUUUUGCUUUUGUAUGCAAAUGUUGGGAAAUGCCAACAAUUGGGUGACUUUAUAGAUACGUUUCCUCCCAUAUUUGGUAUUGUCAAGAGAAAUGCUGCUGGUUAGCGAUAGCAAAUCAGUCUGAAGAGUAAUAACUAGACAAUAGUACACGUUUAUGCACAAGUUCCAUACAGAAGCUUUAGAAGACCACCGGUAGAAGUUCAACUGUGGCUCGUCUCAGGUUAUCAAACCAAAACAGGUUUUUUUUUGCGAUUAGGAGUACCUGAUGUUUCUUACGCUUCCGCUAUUUUCAGUGCACUAACAUGUAGAGAAUUGAAAGAAAACAAUCAUAUUGCUAGUCAGUAUUGGUUUAUUUAUCAACCUUGUUGUACAUACUUAAAUGUAUAGUAUUUGUUUUUCAAGAUUUGUUUCACUAUUAGUCGUGCCAUCUUUUAUUUUUUAAACCUUGUUAAGAAAAAUUCUCUUGUCAUUUAAUCGAGUUAAAAUAAAGUAAAAUAAAAAAUC